Molecule: messenger RNA, 1704 nt
Organism: Miniopterus natalensis
Lineage: Eukaryota; Metazoa; Chordata; Mammalia; Chiroptera; Miniopteridae
Source: RefSeq, a predicted model, not a curated record
CUUUCCCUGCAGAAAUUCACCAUGUCUAUUCUGAAGGUGCAUGCCAGAGAGAUCUUCGACUCUCGUGGGAACCCCACUGUUGAGGUGGAUCUCUACACUUCAAAAGGUCUCUUCAGAGCUGCUGUGCCCAGUGGUGCCUCAACUGGUAUCUAUGAGGCUCUAGAGCUUCGGGACAAUGACAAGACGCGCUAUAUGGGGAAGGGUGUCUCCAAGGCUGUUGAGCACAUCAAUAAAACUAUUGCACCUGCCCUGAUUAGCAAGAAGCUGAGCGUUGUGGAGCAGGAGAAGAUUGACAAGCUGAUGCUGGAGAUGGACGGGACAGAGAACAAGUCUAAGUUUGGUGCGAAUGCCAUUCUGGGAGUGUCCCUGGCAGUCUGCAAGGCUGGGGCUGUUGAGAAGGGGGUGCCCCUGUACCGCCACAUUGCUGACCUGGCUGGCAAUACCGAGGUCAUCCUGCCAGUUCCGGCUUUCAACGUCAUCAACGGUGGUUCUCACGCCGGCAACAAGCUGGCCAUGCAGGAGUUCAUGAUCCUCCCUGUUGGUGCCGCCAACUUCAGGGAAGCCAUGCGCAUUGGAGCAGAGGUUUACCACAACCUGAAGAAUGUCAUCAAGGACAAGUAUGGGAAAGAUGCCACCAACGUGGGGGACGAAGGUGGCUUUGCCCCUAACAUCCUGGAGAAUAAAGAAGCCCUGGAGCUGCUAAAGCAUGCCAUUGGGAAAGCCGGCUACACCGAUAAGGUGGUCAUUGGCAUGGACGUAGCUGCUUCUGAGUUCUUCAAGUCUGGAAAGUAUGACCUGGAUUUCAAGUCACCCGAUGACCCCCGCAGGUACAUCACCCAUGAUGAGCUGGCCAACCUGUACAAGUCCUUCAUCAAGGACUACCCAGUGGUGUCUAUCGAAGACCCCUUCGACCAGGAUGACUGGGAAGCGUGGCGCCAGUUCACAGCUAGUGCAGGAAUCCAGGUGGUGGGCGAUGACCUCACAGUGACCAACCCGAAGCGGAUUGCCAAGGCCGUGAGCGAGAAAUCGUGCAACUGCCUCCUGCUCAAAGUGAACCAGAUCGGCUCUGUGACGGAGUCUAUCCAGGCGUGCAAGCUGGCCCAGUCCAGUGGGUGGGGCGUUAUGGUGUCUCAUCGCUCCGGGGAGACCGAAGAUACCUUCAUCGCCGACCUGGUGGUGGGGCUCUGCACUGGACAGAUCAAGACUGGUGCACCUUGCCGAUCUGAGCGUUUGGCCAAGUACAACCAGAUCCUCAGAAUUGAAGAGGAACUGGGCAGCAAGGCCAAGUUUGCCGGCAGGAACUUCAGAAACCCCCUAGCCAACUAAGCUCUGGGCAGACGAGCCCGAGCUCCGCAGUCACUAAUCGGCUAAUUAGACCUCUGUCCCUGGCGUCUGAACGGGCAGCUCAAGGUCCCCAGCCAAUACUUGCAGGGGCCUCUGGUAGUUAACUGCCCUCUCCCCUCCCUGCGGUGGUCUCUCUGCCUCCUUAGAACUGCUACAAAAGCCAAACUUGACCAUCUGGAACCCUGGUGGAAACCCUAGCCCUGUAGUCAUGUGAUUGGCCCAAAUCAUUGUUUUUCUCACCUCGCUUCUCAAGUGUCUGGAGCCAAGUGUAUCUACAUUGUAAUCUCCGAGGUGUCCACAGGCAAGAUCCCCAGUGGUUCUGUGUGCAAAAUAAAAAGGCUUCAGUGUCCUGUAGGAGUA